GGUUGCUUAGCUGCAGAAGUGAGGGCUGGACGUGGAAAUGUGGUGACGGGAAUCAAGAAAAAAAUGGAUAUCAUGCUGGCACGCUAACCCAAAUACUGACGCAAACGUAAUUUAAAAUACCAUUUAACAAUUGAUUGUUAUAUCAACAGGACAUCAUUACCUAGGCCCCAGGUUGCUCCUCUCCUUCCCAUAACUCUGCCCCAGUGGUCCUUAUUUUCAAUGAGUAGGAGGGCUAUGGAUUCUGGCCCAAGGAUGGAAAGACACCGGUUGUAGUUGGAUCUGGGGAUGUGCCAUGGGCUACGACGUCACCCGGUUCCAGGGGGAAGUGGAUGAGGACCUGCUGUGCCCCAUCUGCAGUGGAGUCCUGGAGGAGCCUGUGCAGGCCCCUCACUGCGAGCACGCCUUCUGCAAUGCCUGCAUCACCCAGUGGUUCUCCCAGCAGCAGAUAUGCCCCGUGGACCGCAGCGUGGUGACACUGGCCCACCUGCGCCCCGUGCCCCGCAUCAUGCGCAACAUGCUGUCCAAGCUGCAGAUCACCUGCGACAACGCCGGCUUCGGCUGCACCGCCGUGCUGCGCCUCGACCAGCUGCAGUCGCACCUCAGGGACUGCCAGCACAACCCCAAGAGGCCCUUCCAGUGCGAGCAGGGCUGCGGACUGGAGAUGCCUAAAGACGAGGUACCCAGCCACAACUGCAUCAAACACCUGCGCAGCGUGGUGCAGCAACAGCAGGGCAAGGUCACCGACCUGGACAAGACUACUGCUGAACACAAGCACCAGCUAGCAGAGCAGAAACGGGACAUCCAGCUGUUGAAGGCGUACAUGAGAGCCAUCCGCAGUGCCAACCCCAACCUGCAGAACCUCGAGGAGACCAUUGAGUACAAUGAGAUCCUAGAGUGGGUGAACUCCCUCCAGCCAGCGCGUGUCACCCGCUGGGGCGGCAUGAUCUCGACACCGGACGCUGUCCUCCAGGCGGUCAUCAAGCGCUCGCUCAUCGACAGCGGCUGCCCGCCUUCCAUUGUCAACGACUUGAUCGAGAACGCCCACGAGAGGAACUGGCCCACCGGCCUGGCCACGCUGGAGACGCGGCAGAUGAACCGGCGCUACUAUGAGAAUUACGUGGCCAAGCGUAUCCCCGGGAAACAGGCAGUGGUGGUGAUAGCCUGUGAGAACCAGCAUAUGGGUGAGGACAUGAUCCUGGAGCCAGGCCUGGUCAUGAUCUUCGCCCACGGGGUGGAGGAGAUACUAUGACCCGGCUGAGGGUGGUGGAGAGCAGAGGGGAGACUGACCUGAACUGAGUAGAGGAGGGAGCAGGGGAUGCUUUAACUCUACAGUUGCAUCCCAAAUGCAACCCUGUUCUCUAUGGGCCCUGGUCAAAAGUAGUGCACUGUAAAGGGAAUAGGGUGCCUAUAAGAUAGUAAGAGGAGGGGAAGAGCCUAUGACAAAGCAGGGAUUAGGGAGAUAUGACACCAGCACCAGUAGACGGGUAUAGGGCAGGAGGUUGGCAACAGGUGGCCCACGAGCCAAAACCAGCCCGCAAGUGUUUUUUUGGCCCACUAAAGCUUUUAGCAAUUUUGCGGCGAUUUUAGUUUUUUUGUCCAAAAAAUAAAUCGGCCAUUUUUUGUCCAAAAAAUACUAAAAUCACCAGGAAUUCAACUAAGAAUCUGUUGAAUUUAGGAAAUCUGUUCAAGUAUUCCCACUAAUAAAAUAAAAAAAAAGAGAGCUGUGAUCGUGUCUCAAUGUACAGUCGUGGCCAAAAGUUGAGUGACACAAAUAUUCAUUUCCACAAAGUUUGCUGCUUCAGUGUCUUAAGAUAUUUUUUUCAGAUGUUACUAUGGAAUACUGAAGUAUAAUUACAAGCAUUUCAUAAGUGUCCAAGGCUUUUAUUGACAAUUACAUGAAGUUGAUGCAAGGAGUCAAUAUUUGCAGUGUUAACCCUUCUUUUUCAAGACCUCUGCAAUCCACCCUGGCAUGCUGUCAAUUAACAUCUGUUCCACAUUCUGACUGAUGGCAGCCCAUUCUUGCAUAAUCAAUGCUUGGAGUUUGUCAGAAUUGGUGGGGUUUUGUUUGUCCACCCACUUCUUGAGGAUUGACCACAAGAUCUCAAUGGGAUUAAGGUCUGGGGAGUUUCCUGGCCAUGGACCCAAAAUAUCGAUGUUUUGUUCCCCGAGCCACUUAGUUAUCACUUUUGCCUUAUGGCAAGGUGCUCCAUCAUGCUGGAAAAGGUAUUGUUCUUCACCAAAUGGUUGGGAGAAGUUGAUUUCGGAGGAUGUGUUGGGACCAUUCUUUAUUCAUGGCUGUGUUCUUAAGCAAAAUUGUGAUUUAGCCCACUCCCUUGGCUGAGAAGCAACCCCACACAUGAAUGGUCUCAGGUAGAGGUCGACCGAUUAAUCGGAAUGGCCGAUUUAAUGAGGGCCGAUUUUCAAGUUUUCAUAACAACCGGAAAUCGGUAUUUUUUGGACACCGAUUUGGACACCUUUAUUUAAUCAUUAUUUAACUGCACAUGGUUGAUGAUAUUACUAGUUUAUCUAGCGAGUCCUGCGUUGCAUAUAAUCGAUGCGGUGUGUAUCAUUGCUCCAAUGUGUACCUAACCAUAAACAUCAAUGCCUUUCUUAAAAUCAAUACACAGAAGUAUAUAUUUUUAAACCUGCAUAUUUAGCUAAACAAAUCCAGGUUAGCAGGCAAUAUUAACCAGGUGAAAUUGUGUAUGUUCUCUUGUGUUUAUUGCACGCAGAGUCAGGGUAUAUGCAACAGUUUGGGCUGCCUGAUUUGCCAGAAUUUUACGUAAUUAUGACAUAACAUUGAAGGUUGUGCAAUGUAACAGGAAUAUUUAGACUUAUGGAUGCCACCCGUUAGAUAAAAUACGGAACGGUUCCGUAUUUCACUGAAAGAAUAAAUGUUUUGUUUUCGAGAUGAUAGUUUACGGAUUCGACCAUAUUAAUGACCUACGGCUCGUAUUUCUGUGUGUUAUUAUGUUAUAACUAAGUCUAUGAUUUGAUAGAGCAGUCUGACUGAGCGGUGGUAGGCAGCAGCAUGCUCGUAAGCAUUCAUUCAAAAAGCACUUUUGUGCGUUUUGCCAGCAGCUCUUCAUAGUGCUUCAAGCAUUGCGCUGUUUAUGACUUCAAGUCUAUCAACUCCCGAGAUUAGGCUGGUGUAACCGAUGUGAAAUGGCUAGCUAGUUAGCGGGGUGCGCGCUAAUAGUGUUUCAAACGUCACUCGCUCUGAGACUUGGAGUAGUUAUUCCCCUUGCUCUGCAUGGGUAACGCUGCUUCGAGGGUGGAUGUUGUGUUCCUGGGUCGAGCCCAGGUAGGAGCGAGGAGAGGGACGGAAGCUAUACUGUUACACUGGCAAUACUAAAGUGCCUAUAAGAACAUCCAAUAGUCAAAGGUAUAUGAAAUACAAAUGGUAUAGAGAGAAAUAGUCCUAAUAACUACAACCUAAAACUUCUUACCUGGGAAUAUAUACCUGGACUUAUGUUAAAAGGAACCACCAGCUUUCAUAUGUUCUCAUGUUCUGAGCAAGGAACUUAAACGUUAGCUUUCUUACAUGGCACAUAUUGCACUUUUACUUUCUUCUCCAACACUUUGUAUUAUUUAAACCAAAUUGAACAUGUUUCAUUAUUUAUUUGAGGCUAAAUUGAUUUUGAUGUAUUAAGUUAAAAUAAAAGUGUUCAUUCCAUUCAGUAUUGUUAUAAUUGUCAUCAUUACAAAUACAUUUUAAAAAUCGGCCGACUUUAAAUGGUAUCCGAUUUUUUGGUCCUCCAAUAAUCGGUAUCGGCGUUGAAAAAUCAUAAUCGGUCGACCUCUAGUCUCAGGAUGCUUUACUGUUGGCACGACACAGGACUGAUGGUAGCACUCACCUUAUCUUCUCCGGACAAGCUUUUUUCCGGAUGCCCCAAACAAUCGGAAAGGGGAUUCAUCAGAGAAAAUGACCCCAGUCCUCAGCAGUCCAAUUCCUGUACCUUUUGCAGAAUAUCAGUCUGUCCCUGAUGUUUUUCCUGGAGAGAAGUGGCUUCUUUGCUGCCCUUCUUGACACCAGGCCAGCCUCCAAAAGUCUUUGCCUCACUGUGCGUGCAGAUGCACUCACACCUGCCUGCUGCCAUUCCCGAGCAAGCUCUGUACUGGUGGUGCCCCGAGCCCGCAGCUGAAUAAACUUUAGGAGACGGUCCUGGCGCUUGCUGGACUUUCUUGGGCGCCCUGAAGCUUUCUUCACAACAAUUGAACCGCUCUCCUUGAAGUUUUUGAUGAUCUGAUAAAUGGUCAAUUUAGGUGCAAUCUUACUGGCAGCAAUGUCCUUGCCUGUGAAGCCCUUUUUGUGCAAAGCAAUGACGACGGCACGUGUUUCCUUGCAUGUAACCAUGAUUGACAGAGGAAGAACAAUGAUUCCAAGCACCACCCUCCUUUUGAAGCUUCCAGUCUGUUAUUCGAAAUCAAUCAGCAUGACGGAGUGACGGAGUGAUCUCCAGCCUUGUCCUCGUCAACACUCACACCUGUGUUAACAAGAGAAUCACUGACAUGUCAGCUGGUCCUUUUGUGGCAGGGCUGAAAUGCAGUGGAAAUGUUUUUGGGGGAUUCAGUUAAUUUGCAUGGCAAAGAGGGACUUUGCAAUGAAUUGCAAUUCAUCUGAUCACUCUUCAUAACAUUCUGGAGUAUAUGCAAAUUACCAUCAUACAAACUGAGGCAGCAGACUUUGUGAAAAUUUAUAUUUGUGUCAUUCUCAAAACUACAAUCUCUUUUUAGGCUAGUUGUGGUCAAUUUGCAGUGUACAAAUUAACAUUAUGUUCCGGCCCCCCGACCAUCCACUCCGACAGAAAUCGGAAUCUAGUUGCCUAUACCAUGACAAAUCAAGGGUUGGAGGGACAGGGAAAAAUAUAACAGGGGUCUCUAACUAAGAGGGUAGAGGAAAUAGAAGUGAAGGAUAAACAUCCUGAAGGAGACACUCAGUCAGGAUUCCCCUGCUCUGCCUUAAACACUUUUUUUUUUAUUUAGGGAAACUAACAAGGAUUUAUCAGUAAAGUGCAUAGGAAGGAAGAUUUUUUUUUUUUUUAUGUAAUCUCAAGGGAAACAAGAUUGUUGGCUAAUCUGCCUUCUCCCUGCCCCCUCUGCUGCUGACAAAAUAUCCCGUUGGCUCAGAUGUGUAAUGAGCUGGCUCAUACCCCCCAUGGCCUCUAGGUAUGUGAUUUCACCAGAAAGUCAUCUAUCAAUCAUGAAACUAACAUAUAGGCCAUCUAAGCAUACUUCAGUGCAAAAUCAUAAGGUUUUGAUCAUUGUGAUUGAAUGUUUUUCUGAGACUAUCUCUGUCAGGGACUACACAAUUCUUCAGGACCUUUGAGACAAUGUGGUUUCUUUAGCUCUCUGUAUCUAUUUCCAUGGCACUCUCUCUCCUCCCUGGGCUGAGAAAUGUGGAUUAUUUCCUGCUCAGGAGAAGGACUGCAUGCUUGGAUUGGUUAAGUGAAUCCUAUUGGAUGUGCGCCCCGGUAUGCACAUAGACGUGUGUGUGUGUGGGGGGGCUGAACGUAAAUGCAGAGCAUGUUUUAUCACAUUUUGGGGGGGGCAAUUUACAUUUUCCAUCAUUACAGUAUCACAUUUAAAAUGGUACCACCGUCCCCUUUGUCGACAACAGACCUUGUUUCUCCUCUGGAUGCAGAGCUAAUCAGGAAUGCCCUUGUUUAUCUUCGGGAUGCAGAGCUAAUCAGGGAUUCGGAGCUAAUCAGGAAUGCCCUUGUUUAUCCUCGGGAUGUGGAGCUAAUCAGGAAUGCCCUUGUUUAUCCUCGGGAUGCGGAGCUAAUCAGGAAUGUCACUUCUGAUAGGAGUAGUAGAUGGACAGUGAAGACUUGGAACUUUCUUUUGGUUUGAGUUUCACACCUUGUGUUUUUUGUGAUGUUAUUGUUUAUGAUUUGUCUGAGUUAUUGAGAGUCCUGUGUUUGUACUGUUUUUAUUUUAUGAUAUGUAUGUAGUUGGUUAGAAGUGGGUCCAAUUUGUAUGAAAAUAAAUACUUAUUUUCAGAGGCUACCAGAGCAUUUAUCCAUAGCAAUUGUGUACAAAAUAACAUCAGCCAAAAGUUCUGUUUUUUAUUAUUUAGGCAUGUCACUAACACAUCACUGUAUAUCAUGUAGCUUAUCCUAAUAUUCUGUGUUCAGUCAUGCAUGAAGUACUUCCCUGUGGCUUUGCUGAUUUGUAAUAUUUUUCCCAGAUGAGGUUAUGUGAUUUGUGACCCUGAAUCCAUCACCACAAUUAGCAAAGCUUUUACUGAUGCUAUUAUUCCUAACAGUUUGGACUGUUCUGGUUUAGAUCUUCUGUAUAGUGAUAGCCUUUUGUGGCAUUUUUUCAUUUGGUUAUUGUGUAACUUGUUAGUUUGAGAACAAAACUAUUUGGUUUUACUUCCAUCCACCAAAUAAUGAACAAGUUCACACACUUUACCUCUGCUGAUUCAUUACAUUAGUCUAAAUUAAUUCAAUUCCUGGGGUGACUGAAUAAAAAUGGACACGAACACACUUGUAUUUAACUCGGCGGAAGCUAACCAAUAUCUAGACUGCCCUCUACAUUCCUCAUAAGAUCUGUGUUGAAACUGGAACCUAUCUUAACCAUUUCCUUCAUUGGUUAAGACAGAUAUUGAACUCAAUUCAAUUCUUUUGGAUACCUAAAUCAAAGGCUAGUGAAGUAAUUUGAAGCAAUGGGUUAGUGAGAUAAGAUCACAUAGUAGCUUGUCUAGAGCAGAGGUACAAACGCAGCACUCCAAGACUUGCGUUUUAGAUUCUUGCUUUUAUUCUUUAUAGUGUUGUGACUUAGUCAUCUGUGCAGCUUCAGUUUGAAUAGAGGGGUUCUGUUGUGUAGAUGGAUGAUUUAUAAUAUUGUACUUGAAACAAAACGGUCGGAAUGUUGAUGAAACUUCCAAAUAAUUGAUGAAGGAUUAGUGGCUAGACCCUCCAUUUUACUAUUCAGAAAUGUAGACGGCAGUGAGGGACAGGACAAAUAUGUAUUUUGAUGUUAAACUACAAUCUAGGAUGUAUUCACUAGGAACGAAACGGAAGGGACCAACCUAAACUUAUCUAAUAAGAAAUGCUGAGUUUUGUUGAAAAAUGUUUUGCUACAGUUUGCAAUGGUGUGGACUAAUACACCCCUGUACACAGGAACUGGGCUGUGUUCAGUACGAGGGGGGAAAUGGUGUGUAACAUUCAAUUAAACGGAAACAGUGCUGUUCGUUCGUUUUUUCAACGACCAGUUGAAAAAACGGGGAGCGAUUGGGUUGGGGUACGCAGUCAGCAUGGCCUCUGCCCUUUUAAAUACGUCACUCAUUGCUUCAUGGGGUGGCAGGGUAGCCUAGUGGUUAGAGCGUUGGACUAGUAACCGAAAGGUUGCAAGAUCGAAUCCCCGAGCUGACAAGGUAAAACUCUGUCGUUCUGCCCCUGAACAACCCACUGUUUCUAGGCCGUCAUUGAAAGUAAGAAUUUGUUCUUAACUCACUUGCCUAGUUAAAUAAAGGUAAAAUAAAUAAAAAAGUCACACCCUACCAAUCAGAGCAAACAUACAUCAAAGUUGGUUCAAGAAAGUUGAACGUUUUCGGAUACGUGUCGUUCAGGACAAACCGUCACGCACCGUAGCAAACGUUUAAUAGAACUUAAAGUACCCCUGAUAUUUUAAAUUGGUUUUGGGCUGCACCUGUCUUUACCUUUUUUGCUUAUUCAUGUGAACUAGUGUGUUACUGUGAUGAUGCCAUACUGACUUGAUAAUAAUACCACACAACUGGGUUAGAAUUACACAUUUAUUGUAAAUAGUUCACCACAUAUCAAUAUUCACAUACUGAUGCACUUCCAUUUCAGUAUCUAUCCAUAGUUUUGUUUUGUGAGAUAUAUGUUUUCAUUAAAAGCAGAUAAGAAUU
Messenger RNA from Salvelinus fontinalis (brook trout), 7876 nucleotides. RefSeq names its product E3 ubiquitin-protein ligase NRDP1-like. Gene Ontology annotation, molecular function: ubiquitin protein ligase activity. NCBI's taxonomy places the organism in Eukaryota, Metazoa, Chordata, Actinopteri, Salmoniformes, Salmonidae. The record is from RefSeq and is a predicted model, not a curated record. The coding region runs from base 293 to 1249 and encodes 318 amino acids. The transcript has 7 exons. Gene Ontology annotation, cellular component: plasma membrane signaling receptor complex. Gene Ontology annotation, biological process: tumor necrosis factor-mediated signaling pathway; regulation of canonical NF-kappaB signal transduction; protein K63-linked ubiquitination.